GACGACAAGACGACAUUGAAGAGCUUCAGAUGUGUGGCAGCACAACUAACGUUAGAGAGACCAAAUAUGGAGACAAGGACAAUACUCAGAGUGAUUGUUCAUGAAAAUGACAUCAGAAAGAUUAUACUUCCUGUCAAACCACAGACCGUUGACUCACUGUUGGAACAGCUUGAAGAAAAGUUGGGACUUCAGUACAAGUUCUCGCUUCAGUUUGAGGAUCCAGACUUCAACAAUUCUCUUGUAAAUCUUACUGACAUGGAAAAGAAGAGGACAACAGCCUCAGAGAAACAUCAAAAGACCCAAAAGGUCUGAAAUAAAUUUUCUGCCUAACUUCCCUGAUGAUGAAGAUGAAACCAGCAUGGAGUCCAAAAGAAAAGAGAUGGUGGAAGACAUGAAAAAACGUCAUCCUAAUGCUUCCCUGAUUGCUAAGAACAUGAAUUCUACAUUUGCAUUACGUAGAAAGGAAUUGAUAGAGACUGAGCCUGGUGUGAAGGAUACAGUGGAAAGGUGGCCAGCUCUCUUUACAGAAAGUCAGAUUUUAGCAGAGUUUAGUCGCAUAUCUGGCAAAAACCUGCAAACGGAAUUCUUUCAAGAACUGGACCAAUUCACUCAACGGUUCAUUGAUAUCUUCAAGACCAAAGGGGGAGACAUUGGAUGUAAACUUAAGAAGAUUCUGCAACAGAUUGAAAAUGAGAAAUCUGACAUCGUUGGGAGGCGAACAGCGGUUCUUCAUGGCCUUCCACUCCUCCUUGGAGAAGAACCGACCGAUUUUUACAAGACAUGUUUUGACUGUGAUGAUGAAGGAGGGAUGUCCGGCAUUUCAAUCGGCAUAUUAUCUGUGAUACCGGAGGACUCUGCAACCAUACCUUACUCGCUGCAUCUUGAUGCCACAUCCACUGCAAUAAUUUUGGAAGGUAGAGUUGUAAUGGAUGAUCUGGGAAACCUUCCCAAAGCAAUGUGCCUGCUUUUUGGGCUUAUUUAUGCUCUGAAUUUAGAGUAUCCUGCUGUUCUGAAGAACACGUUUGAUUUCAUCCAAAGGGUGAUUCUGUCUCUCGGGCACAAGUCUCUCAAACCUAAAAUACAAUCACUGAAAAAUCGCCUGUUGAUGUAACAUUGUUGUGCCAUGAUGGACCAUUUUUCAAUUUGUUCAUGUUAAGUAGCUGGCCUUAGAAUAUAGUUUAGUCUUUAAAAUAACUUUAAGGAAAAGUUGUUCAGUACUAAAAACUGAAGAAUGUUUUGUUUCCUCUUGGAAAACAUGCAGUUUGCUUACGUGUUAAGUGGUUGGUUUUAGAAAAGUUGUUAAACAUUGUAGAACACUGUUUGAAUAUAAAUGGAACUAUCAAACUUGUGCAGUACUAAACUUGUUUACAGAGUUUCCACUGUGUUCUGUAUUUCACCACUGUGUGAGAAAAGAUAAAAAUAUAAAAAAAAGGGAGCAUUGAUUGUAUGUGAUUGUUGUUUGUAAUUGCUGUAUGUGAAAAAUUGCAGCUUGGUAUUGAUUUUAAGGCAUGACUUUGUUUUAACAUUGUUUUAUGGAACAAAUAAAUGUCCCAGUGU
This is a messenger RNA of Carassius auratus (goldfish), 1557 nucleotides long. RefSeq lists its product as uncharacterized. The transcript is spliced from 5 exons. The coding region runs from base 359 to 1111 and encodes 250 amino acids. NCBI's taxonomy places the organism in Eukaryota, Metazoa, Chordata, Actinopteri, Cypriniformes, Cyprinidae. The record is from RefSeq and is a predicted model, not a curated record.